Rasamsonia emersonii CBS 393.64 is the source of this 2337-nucleotide messenger RNA. RefSeq names its product C6 transcription factor. The transcript is spliced from 2 exons. The record is from RefSeq and is a predicted model, not a curated record. Gene Ontology annotation, cellular component: nucleus. NCBI's taxonomy places the organism in Eukaryota, Fungi, Ascomycota, Eurotiomycetes, Eurotiales, Trichocomaceae. Bases 1 to 2337 code for a protein of 778 amino acids. Gene Ontology annotation, molecular function: RNA polymerase II cis-regulatory region sequence-specific DNA binding; zinc ion binding; DNA-binding transcription activator activity, RNA polymerase II-specific. Gene Ontology annotation, biological process: DNA-templated transcription; regulation of transcription by RNA polymerase II.
AUGAGCACCGCGCAGCCUUUCCGGCCACAAAAAAGGCGAAGACAUCAGUUGUCUUGCACCGAGUGCAGACGGCGCAAAUUGAAAUGCAAUCGUUCGGUCCCUUGCGAUCGGUGCCAAAAAUCUGGCAAUGCUGAGAUCUGCACGUAUGCUACCCGGAACCAAUCAGUAGCAGACGAGGCAACCGAUGACUUCGAAGAAGAUAAGACAGAUUGUGCGGCGCAGGAUCCUCACAGUGGAUAUUCUCCUGAGCCCAUAGAGGUUAUACCAAAGGGUGGACUAUCCUCAUGCUCAUCGGAGAAUCGAACACUCAAACGCCAGAAAUCGACAAUGCAAGAUUUACAUCAGCGAAUCAAGACAUUGGAGAACCUGCUUUCAGAACGCACAAAUGACCCCCCUCUUUACCACUGCGAUGGACAUCGUCCAGACUGCCCUCCAGCAAAGGCAGGGCUCCGUCAUAUCCAUCCCACAGAAGAUUGUUUGCACGGUGUGGACAAUAAGACUAAGUUCUUCGGCAGAAGUCAUUGGACCUCAACAUUUGCACAGUUUGACGAUGUAAAUUCGACCAUUGAAAUUUGCCUGGAAAGUAAAGACAAGGGUCCAGCACGGGAAUACGACUUGAUGAAAGCCGUGAGAAUGCAAAGAAGGAAGAAUAGUAACCAUACUGUUGACCAUCAAUCUAUUAUUAUGAAUGCAUUUAUUCCUGCUCGCGAGGUCGCCGAUGCUCUUGUUGCCUGCUACUUUGAGACGUUUGAAUAUACAUACAGGAUCUUACAUGUUCCAACAUUCCAAAGGGAAUACAAUAGGUUCUGGAUCACCCCUCUCGGAGAAAACCCGGCUUUCUUAGCCAAAUUACUCUGUGUCAUGGCGAUCGGUAGCUUUCAAUUUGCCGAGACCAACGGUCGGUCAAGCAGCCAAUCAAUAUCAACAGAAUUGGUCUCAAGUUGGUUGCACGCUGUUCAGCACUGGCUAGAUGCGGCUAUCGAGAAGAGCAAGAGUAUCUUCGAUGCAUUACAGGUGCAUUGUCUGUUGUUGCUUGCCCGUCAGGCCAGUUCAAUCAACAGCAACCUCAUAUGGAUUUCUUCGGGCGCCUUAGUCAGAACGGCUAUGGUCAUGGGCCUUCAUCGGGAUCCGAAUGCCUUCCCUGCAAUGUCACCAUUUCACGCGGAAAUGCGCCGACGGCUGUGGGCUACGAUUACCGAAAUCGACAUACAGGCCUCUCUCGAUGCUGGAAAACUCCCGUCGGUCUCUCCUGGUGAUUGCGACUGUGGUGCCCCUUCUAACAUUAACGACGAAGAUAUGUCCGAGACAGAUGUAGCGCUGCCAGAACCGAAACCGCCAAACACAUUUACACGGUCAUCAUUCCAGACUGUCUUGUGCAAGUCAUUGGCUGCCAGAAUAGAAGUGGUUCGACUGUCAAACAGUCUUGCUACCAAAACAUCGUUUCAGGAACUUCUGAAACUCAGUACAGAGAUCAACAAAGAGCUUCAAAAUUUGCCUUCUUUUUUCACUUCAGCGCAGAAGACAGCAUCAACAGCAACACAGAAAGCUGAAUUUCCAGCUGUGCUUCUCGACCUGCUAAUCCGUCGAUUCCUCCUUGUUAUACACCGGCAAGUGGCCAUUAUGGGAGCAUACGACCCGAAAUAUCACUUUUCUCGUAUCAUUUGUCUCGGUUCUUCAUUGGAAAUAUUGUCAUAUUUCGGCCUAUCCGUGGACGAUACGGAUCGUCAAACUGACAAAACCUUCCGAAUUCAGACUUACUGCGGGGGAAUGUUUCAUAACGAUUUCUUCCAUGCAGCGAUCACUGUCUGUCUGGAACUGCUGAUGAGAAUGGUUGACUUGGACGUCUUAGGGUGUUCCCUUCAAGAUCAAGCAAUACACACGGCUAUGGGUAAUGCCAACCGCCUACAAACGGAGAGGUUGAUUGCAGUCAUUGAAAGAGCCUUAAACGUCAUCAAGCACUGGGUUUCAGAAGAAGACGGUAACUAUGACAAGAGGUAUCUUUUAUUAUCUAUGGCCCUCAGUUCAGUCAAGGCGCGGUAUUCGAAGGACAACGCCCUGGACGCGGUAUCAGAGACGCUCCGCACCAGUAUCAACACUUGCAAGAGCAUUCUACUGCGCAAUAAUGAAGCUGGACCAACAAUUGGACGAGGUCUUGCUAGAAAUGUGAAUUAUAUCAACCUAAUCCCUGUGAUUUUUUUUUUACCGAGAUUAUACUUAUUCAUUGCAAUUUUGCAGGAGACUGCCGAGUUUGAGAACUCAAGCCUCGUCGAUGAUACGAACGUUACGUCUGGCGCACAGGAAACCGCUGAGUGUUUCCUGGAUCCUGUAUGUGGCUAG